AUGCCCCGGAGCUCAGGUACCCUAUGGGCGGACAACGUCAACAAGAGGUUCUACCUCUUUGCCGGCGAGUACUACCAAGAACCGCCCUCGCCGCAGUUCACCCUCUGGUCCUACGACACCAUCUACGACACCUGGCAAUCCUUCGGCUCGCCGCCGGAGGAUGACAUUGCCGCCGUGCCGUACGGUGCCGGCGUCUCCAUGUCCGAGACGGGCGAGGGCUACUACUACGGCGGAUGGAAGUCCCACAACACCGUGCCGGGCUGGUCCGGCCCACCGAGGGCCGUGUCCGGUUUGGUCAAGUACGACAUGGAUGCCAACACUUGGUCCACCGAACCGGGACCGGACUCGAUCGGCAGAGCCGAGGGCGCCAUGGUGUUUAUUCCGAUCGGGGACGGCGGGAUGCUGGUAUACCUGGGAUGGUCUCACCCAGUACGCCAUCCCAGACCCCAUCGCGCCACCAAUACCGCGCCCGCUGAUGGGUUUAGCAACCCGGACCUCCGCGUCCUCAUGACACGCAAGGCCAGCAUCGCAACCCGAACGCCCACUCGCGCCGUCUCCUCAGCAACCGGCGUCCCGGGGGCCAACGACGACCCUCUCUCGGCCGGCGCCAUAGCCGGCAUCGCCGUAGGGGGCGCCGUUGCCCUACUGGCCCUCCUCGCCUCCCUCUUCCUCCUCAUCCGUCGCUGCCGCCGUCACAAAUACGGCACCACCACCACCACCACCACCACCACCCUCCUCCAACCACACUUCUCCCCCGCCGGCCGGCCGAGGGGGGGCGGCGAUGAUGGGCUGCUUGGGGUGGGCCGGGCAUCAUCAUCCCGCCGGGACGCAGCAGCAGCAGCACGGACUGGAGCCGCAACAGCUGAGCGCUGA
Molecule: messenger RNA, 873 nt
Organism: Thermothelomyces thermophilus ATCC 42464
Lineage: Eukaryota; Fungi; Ascomycota; Sordariomycetes; Sordariales; Chaetomiaceae
Exons: 2
Coding region: 1-873 (290 amino acids)
Molecular function (GO): protein binding
Source: RefSeq, a predicted model, not a curated record